AUGCUCGCCUCCGUCCUCCUCCUCGCCGCUGCUGCCAUAGCAGCGCCAACCACCGGGGACUUCAACAGCAUCCAAACAAAGGACGGCGACCUCUGCCUCUCCAGCGGAGGCCGCUUCGACCAGGGUGCUCCGCUGAAGCUCGCCCCCUGCUCCACCUGCGAGAAGGACCAGCGCUUCAAGUGGGAGCCGUUCACCUUCCAGGGCGCCGAAGCCGGUGUCGAGUACUUUACCAUCCACAGCCAGGGCGGUCUCUGCGUGGUCUCACACGUGCCCUCAGGCCACGGCUACUCCUUCGGUCCGCCUGUUCUGGGUCCUUGCGACUUCGGCGAGGGCUGUCCCAGCCUCAACUCAUGGCGCCCCAUGUGGGUCAAGGACGGAGACAGAAUCUGCAUGUCGCCCAAGAAGGAGGGCGACACCUCCGUCCUCGGGCCAAACGGACUCUGCUUCUCAGCCAAGGACUUUACCGCUGGCGUCGAGAUCGAUCUCGCUACCGACGCGACUGGCAAGCCCAUCGCCUGGAAGUAG
This is a messenger RNA of Trichosporon asahii var. asahii CBS 2479, 525 nucleotides long. RefSeq lists its product as uncharacterized. The record is from RefSeq and is a predicted model, not a curated record. The transcript has 2 exons. The coding region runs from base 1 to 525 and encodes 174 amino acids. Lineage: Eukaryota; Fungi; Basidiomycota; Tremellomycetes; Trichosporonales; Trichosporonaceae.